Neopelma chrysocephalum (saffron-crested tyrant-manakin) is the source of this 1038-nucleotide messenger RNA. Its product is annotated as nuclear receptor ROR-gamma-like. Gene Ontology annotation, molecular function: nuclear receptor activity; zinc ion binding; RNA polymerase II cis-regulatory region sequence-specific DNA binding. Gene Ontology annotation, biological process: regulation of transcription by RNA polymerase II. The transcript has 7 exons. NCBI's taxonomy places the organism in Eukaryota, Metazoa, Chordata, Aves, Passeriformes, Pipridae. The annotation marks the transcript as partial. Gene Ontology annotation, cellular component: nucleus. The record is from RefSeq and is a predicted model, not a curated record.
AUGCGCGGGCGGCGCCGGCCCCAAAAAAACUGGGGCGGGUGGAAAACGCCGACGAAGCGAAUUCGGGCGCGGGAGGAGGAGGAGGAGGAGGAGGAAGAAGAGGGUCCCCGUGUCCCCCCAGCCCCCAUCGAGGUGAUCCCCUGCAAGAUCUGCGGGGACAAAUCCUCGGGGAUCCACUACGGGGUCAUCACCUGCGAGGGCUGCAAGGGGUUCUUCCGGCGCAGCCAGAAGGGCGGCCCGAGCUACGCGUGCAGCCGCCAGCAGAACUGUCCCAUCGACCGCGCCACCCGCAACCGCUGCCAACACUGCCGCCUCCAGAAGUGCCUCCGCCUCGGCAUGUCCCGCCAAGCCGUCAAGUUCGGCCGCAUGUCCAAGAAGCAGCGGGACCGGCUCCAGGCAGAGGCGCAGCAGCAGCUGGAGCAGCGGGAUCGGGAACGGGAACAACGGGAACAACGGGAUCGCGAACAACGGGAUCGGGAACGGGCGGCCCAGGGGGCUCCGCUCCCCCCCCCGGCGCACCCGCUGUCCCCCGCUGUCCCCCCGAGCUGUCCCAGGGUGUCCCCUCCCGUGCAGGAGGGGACAAAGCGGGGACAGGACGGGGACGGCGACAGGGGGGCCCUCGAGUGGUUCCCCCACCCCGGGGGCAGCGGCGUCCUGGAGUCCCCAACGGCGUCCGCGGGGGAGAUCGAGCAGCUGACGCUCAGUGUGGUGCUGUCCCAUCGCGACACGUGCCGGCCGCGGCCCGAGGAGCUGCAGCGGCGGCGCUGGGACACCUUCACCCGGGACGAGAUCCGAGCCUACCAGAGCAAGCCCUCGGCUGAGAUGUGGCAGCGCUGCGCCGGCCGCGUCACCGAGGCCAUCCAGGACGUGGUGGAGUUCGCCAAACGCCUGCGGGGCUUCCUCGAGCUCAGCCAGAACGACCAGAUCGUGCUGCUCAAGGCGGGUGCCCUGGAGGUGGUGCUGGUCCGCAUGUGCCGAGCCUUCAACUCCGACAACCGCACCGUGCUCUUCGAGGGCAAGUUCGCCGGCGCGGAGCUG